AAAUUAAACACCCUCUUCAGCCUCCCACACUUCGUUUACAAACUUUACAUUUUGCUUUCUUCUUUGUUUUUUCUUGGCUAAUUUUCUUUUCUUGCUGUGGAAAAAAGAGGGGGAAAAAAAACAUGUACGGAGAGAUUGGCUUAGAAGACUCUGACUUGUCUCUCCUAGACUCCAUCUAUCAACAACUUCUUCAUGAUUCCGAAGUCCCUUUGCCUGAUCAACAUGUUCCAGUUCCCACCUUCAACGGCCUUCUCUUGCCUGCCAAUUGCUCUUUUCCCGACGCAGCCGCCGAUACCGUAUCGGUUUUCGAUUUCGGAUGGUUUCCCACAACUGAUCAAGUCGUACUUUCCGAGGGGAUGGUGGCUGAUGGUAAUACUAUCCAAACGGAGCCGUUUCACGAGAAGGCUGGUAGUGGUGCCCAAUUCAAGGCGGCGCGUGGGUCUCACGCUUCUAGGAUUGGUGAGAGGCACUACAGGGGUGUGAGGAGGAGGCCGUGGGGGAAGUACGCGGCGGAAAUAAGAGACCCUGCGAAGAACGGCUCCAGGCAAUGGCUCGGAACUUACGAGAGAGCCGAGGACGCCGCGCUGGCUUACGAUCGGGCCGCUUUCGAGAUGCGCGGCUGCAAAACCAAACUCAAUUUCCCUCACUUGAUCGGCUCAUCGAAUAUCGCCGAGCCAGUUAGAGUUACCCACAAGCGCCGCUCGCUUGAUCACCCGGCUUUGUCGUCGACGUCGACGUCAUUCGAUAGCGGCUCUGGGAUACCAAAGCAGCUGAGAUUGGGUUAGUGAAGGUCCAUGUGAACGAGGUGCACGUUCACUAAGACCAAUCCUAUAACUCAAUCCCGACCCUCACAACAAGUAAAAUAUAUCGCUCAAUUUGAUCGGACUAUUUUAAUUUUAGUUCAAUAAGUUUAUUUAAGUUAUGUUCAAUUUGAUUGGAUUAAACUUAAAAUAAUCCAAGAAUAUCCAAUCGAUCUCGAAGCAACAAUCAGGCUUUAUGUUUUAGGAAAAAAGAAAAAAGAUUACAGUAAAAAUCAUAUGUGUAGAACUUCCUCUAUGUAAUCAAAGGCAUGUUUUCUUCUCUGUAAUUGCAAAUGGAAGAAACUUCCUUCUUUUUUAUU
Messenger RNA from Ziziphus jujuba (common jujube), 1120 nucleotides. RefSeq names its product ethylene-responsive transcription factor 1. Bases 123 to 785 code for a protein of 220 amino acids. The transcript has a single exon. The record is from RefSeq and is a predicted model, not a curated record. Lineage: Eukaryota; Viridiplantae; Streptophyta; Magnoliopsida; Rosales; Rhamnaceae. Gene Ontology annotation, biological process: regulation of DNA-templated transcription; ethylene-activated signaling pathway. Gene Ontology annotation, molecular function: DNA binding; DNA-binding transcription factor activity.